UUUUCCGUGCCAACUCAUUCAACAUGGCGGGCGGCAAGAAACUCACAAAAGAAGACGAAAUUUUGCUGCAAAAUUUCAGCAGAACCGUUUCAACUAAAUCUUCAGCAUUAUUCUAUGCCAAUGCAUUCUUCGUCUCAGCCAUUCCUCUCUGGUUGUUUUGGAGGAUUCACCAAAUGGAUCCUUAUUCAUCUGGCAUCAUGUUCGUCGUUAUGACUCUCGCCAGUACGUGGCUAGUGGCUUUUGCCUACAAGAACGUGAAGUUUCAGUUGAAACAUAAGAUUGCCCAACGAAGAGAUGCCUCAGUUACCAAAGAAGUCAGCAUGGAGCUGGAUUCUAAUAAGAAGCUGACCCGCCAAGAAAAGGAUGAAAGAAUCCUUUGGAAAAAGAACAAGGUUGCUGAAACUGAAGCCAUUACCUUCUCCAUAUUUUACAACAAUGCCUUGUACCUGUUUUUGGUCCUGAUAGCUUCAUUUUAUGUUCUGCGGACAUUUAAUCCUGCUGCAAACUACCUACUCUCCACAUCCAUAGCUGGUGGUGUCCUUGCUCUGCUGUCUACUGGAUCAUCCUCCUAAGAAACAGAUGGAUUAUUGUGGCUCAGCUGAUUUCCAUUUAUUAAUUUGAAUAAAUGUUUAGUUACCCCA
Messenger RNA from Pocillopora damicornis (cauliflower coral), 641 nucleotides. Its product is annotated as translocon-associated protein subunit gamma. Gene Ontology annotation, biological process: SRP-dependent cotranslational protein targeting to membrane. NCBI's taxonomy places the organism in Eukaryota, Metazoa, Cnidaria, Anthozoa, Scleractinia, Pocilloporidae. The record is from RefSeq and is a predicted model, not a curated record. Gene Ontology annotation, cellular component: endoplasmic reticulum; membrane.